AUGCACUCGUGGCAACCUAAGGAUCUCAUCAGGAUGAAAAGCAACUUCACCAGCCUUGCCCACGCGCCGCCACACGCGCCGGCAGCGCGUGGGUGUGUAGAGAAAUUUCCGGCGACGGAAAAUCUCCACACCAACGCUCACCCUUCCUACCCUAGCUUCUUCUCAAGGUCAGGAUCACUUUAUUCAACUACCACGAGGUCCAAUUCGCACGGGAACUGGCCGGAAUUUCCAAUUGAAAACCGGCCAAAACCUAGGUUUCCAAUUCGGUUCCAAACCUCAAAAUCGAUCAAAACCUAA
Molecule: messenger RNA, 297 nt
Organism: Prunus armeniaca (apricot)
Lineage: Eukaryota; Viridiplantae; Streptophyta; Magnoliopsida; Rosales; Rosaceae
Source: the annotation of a GenBank genome assembly